UCCACCACGCGAAAGGCCGCCCCUAUUCUCCCCCUUCACAUAUCAUCUCUCGCUCGCUCGCUCUCUGUUGGAAGUCAGGCGACGCGAGGGAUUCGAUUCACCUGCUCCUCCUCCUACGUCUCGACCCGCCGGUCUCGCGACGCGCCGCGUCGGCGGCGGUGAGAUGUGUUGAUCCUAGGUGAGGAGCAGCAGGAUCAUUGUGUCAGUGGUAACUGAGGUUUGUGUGCAUUUUUAGAUGGAGAGGUUAACCACAAACCGCCUCUACAGUUCUGGAGUUCCCAUAACUGUGCCAACAUCUCUGCCCACAAUACCAGUAUCCCUGGAUGAAGGCUUCCCAAGGCUUCCUGAUGUGCAGAAUGUUCUGAUGGAGAGAGAGUUGAGGAGCGCCCCACUACCACCUCAUCAGACUACUGUUGCUCCUAUCCGUGGUCAGUUUCACUCCAGUACCGGUUCUGUUGGGCCUUUGUGUUCGCCCCCGGCUGUAAGGUUCUCGUCGGUUCCAAACCCUGAGCAAUACUCGAGUGCCAAUCCUUAUAAUUCUCAAGCACCAAGUACUGCAAACUCUUCAACGCUGAAUUACGGAUCACAAUAUGGAGGCUUUGAGCCUUCCCUGACCGAUUUUCCAAGAGAUGUUGGACCAGCCUGGUGCCCAGAUCCAGUUGAUAGCAUGCUCGGAUACUCCGGUGAUGUACCUGGUGGGAUCAAUUUAACUGGGAGCACUUCUAUUGGAGCUUCAGAUGAUCUUACUAAGCAAAGUGAAUGGUGGACUGAUUUUAUGAAUGAUGAUUGGAAGGAUAUUGCUGAUAACCCAGUUUCUACUGAAAUCCAACAGGUUGGACCACCUGCGCAAUUAUCUAUCUCAGUUCACCAGUCAGCUACCCAACAAACAGUUUCAACUCAAUCUGGAGAACCUUUGGCAGCUGCGGCACCCUCACCAAGUGCCGGCUCCAAUAUUGCCAAGGCACGCAUGAGAUGGAAUCCUGAGCUUCAUGAGCGCUUUGUGGAUGCUGUCAAUCAACUUGGUGGCAGUGAAAAAGCAACUCCUAAGGGUGUGCUGAAGCUAAUGAAGGCAGAUAAUUUAACCAUUUACCAUGUAAAAAGUCAUCUUCAGAAAUACAGAACAGCCCGAUACAGACCAGAAUUAUCUGAAGGCUCUUCAGAAAAGGUGGCAUCAAAAGAUGAGAUACCAUCUAUUGACCUGAAAGGGAGUUUUGAUAUUACCGAAGCACUUCGUCUCCAGUUAGAACUUCAAAAGCGGCUUCAUGAACAGCUUGAGAUUCAAAGAAGCUUGCAGCUAAGAAUUGAGGAACAAGGGAAGUGUCUUCAGAUGAUGCUCGAGCAGCAGUGCAUUCCUGGAACAGACAAGGCACUGGAUGCUUCAACCUCGGCAGAAGGAUCAAAGUUAUCUUCUGAUCUACCAGAAACUUCUGGUGUGAAGGAAGUAUCUGAAAACAGUCAAAAUGGACUAACCAAGCCAACAGAAUCAGGUGAUAGCUAAUGAAGUUGCAAGGAGCUUCUCCUCAGCAUGCGAACCAAACUGGCCAUUAAAUGGGUUUGACAAAGCCCGGCCAAGUGUAUGUAACAACUUUGCUAUGAACGACGUUGCAAAGCCUGGCCAAGUGCAUGUAACUAGACAUUAGUUGUGCAGUACCCACCAUCACGGUACCGAUGAAUCCCGUGUUAUGUGGAUGAUCUAGGGCAAGCGCAAAUGUCAGGGGGUUUGACUUCUUGCCUUUUGUCCUUUUGUUAGGGAUUCCGUAGCAUCUUCUAGGCAUUUGAUUAUGGGCUAAUUCCAGUAUUUACAGUAAUCUUUAGCACCUCGCUUGUUUACAACAUGUUAUGACCAAAUAUGAUGAAGGGUCGAUUACCUUUUUAUGAGAAGGAUGGACUGCAGUCAGUUCAUUGUGCA
Molecule: messenger RNA, 1909 nt
Organism: Phragmites australis (common reed)
Lineage: Eukaryota; Viridiplantae; Streptophyta; Magnoliopsida; Poales; Poaceae
Product: protein PHOSPHATE STARVATION RESPONSE 2-like
Exons: 9
Coding region: 236-1498 (420 amino acids)
Molecular function (GO): DNA-binding transcription factor activity; DNA binding
Source: RefSeq, a predicted model, not a curated record